Molecule: messenger RNA, 1214 nt
Organism: Megachile rotundata (alfalfa leafcutting bee)
Lineage: Eukaryota; Metazoa; Arthropoda; Insecta; Hymenoptera; Megachilidae
Product: neurotrimin
Cellular component (GO): neuron projection
Source: RefSeq, a predicted model, not a curated record
AUGCUCCAGAUUCUCGCGAUUCCGGUUUUCUGCAUUGUGGCAUGGGUAUCCGCGCUGAACGAUCCGUUGUCAGAUUUACCCAAGUUCGGUAAACCGUUGAACAACCUGACGGUCUCGGUGGGCCGUGAAGCCAUUUUCACCUGCAUCGUGGAAAAUCUUGGCCCGUACAAGGUAGCCUGGCUACGUGUGGAUACGCAAACGAUCCUCACGAUUGCGAAUCACGUCAUUACGAAGAAUCAUCGUAUUGCUGUGACACAUAGCGGUCAUCGUGCGUGGUCCCUUCACAUCAGGGACACCAAGGAAACAGACAGGGGAUGGUAUAUGUGCCAAGUCAAUACUGAUCCAAUGUCCAGCAUCACUGGCUUCUUGGAAGUAGUCGUACCUCCGGAUAUCCUGGACUACCCUACUAGCACGGACAUGGUGGUGCGAGAGGGGAGCAACGUGACGUUACGAUGCGCCGCGACGGGUACCCCAGAACCGACGGUGAUGUGGCGUCGCGAAGCAGGAGGCACAAAUUCCCUAUCAAACUGGCACGAGGUGGCUCAGGGACCGGAACUGGAAAUAAUACGAGUCACGCGUCUUCAGAUGGGACCUUAUCUCUGCAUAGCGUCGAACGGUGUGCCACCUGCGGUCAGCAAACGAAUUGUACUCAUCGUUCAUUUUCAACCAAUGGUAUGGAUUGAGAACCAACUGGUUGGAGCUUAUGAGGAUCAGAGACUUACUCUGGAAUGUCGAAGCGAAGCUCAUCCUAGACCAAUUACUUAUUGGACAAGACCGACGAACGAGACAAUUGCUAAUGAUAACAACUAUGAAGUAGAAACAAUACCAAACGGAUACGAAAUAACCAUGAGGCUCACCAUCAAGUCUGUACGGCCUCAAGAUUUUGGAUCCUUCAGAUGUGUGGCAACUAACUCGUUAGGUGAAACCGAUGGAAAAAUCAAGCUCUACAAAAUCGACAGGCCGCCAACAACGCGACGACCAAACGCGAGGCGAGAUUCGAAGAAAUCUUGGAAGAUGGAUCACAAUCACGAAAAGAAGACAGCUGGAAUGAAGGACGAAUCGAUGCUAAAAGGCGUCGAUAACGACGACGAGCAGAUUGAUUUUCAAUCAGCGACGGCUUCCACGUUUCUUCAUCGACAUUUGUUUGCGAAUCUCGGUAUUGUUGUCACGGCGAUUUUAGCAGCUGGAUUGUCGACUUCUUAGGAUAAUUAAUC